AUGAUCCUUCCCGGACAACAUAAAGUUGGGGGGAUUAGUAUUGUGGCGGAAAGAAAAUACGUGGGUGCAUCUCUAAAGUUCAAUGCAGUCUCGGACUGGUGGGACGAGUACAUUGCCUACGAUUCUCUGAAAAAGUUCAUCUACCAGCUCGAGAAACAGCAGGUCCAGCACGGGGAAAUCCUUCCUCAAGCCGACCUUGAGGCUGGAGAACAUGUAUCAUUGCUCAGAGACGAGGACACCACCUCGACCGACGCUGCUUUCAUCCCGUUACUCGACCGUGAGCUCAAGAAAAUCGUCAGUUUCUACGAGAUCCAGUCCAAGGAGUUGUUCGACGAGCUCGAGGAGCUAGAGGAAGCCGUCAGGGAGCAGGAGGCAUUGGGCAAUACCGACCGCUACAACGACUAUUCGGACGGGGAUGAUGAAGACGAUGACGACAGUAUCUCGAGAAGUCCUAGCCGAGCAACGCACACCCGCCAAACCAGCAGACGACGCAGUCGACCCCGUCGAGCAACGCUGAGCCACGACCCAGUCCGACGGUCGAGUAUCGCCUCCGAUGGCGACGGUGCAAUAUCCAGACUGGUCAACUCGCUGAGGGACAGCUUCUCAGGGGAGAACACCGUCUGGACAUCUGGCACAGACUAUGCCUACGACACCCGUCUCCUAUUCAAGAGGAGGAUUACGAACCUCUACAUCCAGUUCACCAACCUCAGGUCCUACGUGGAACUGAACUACUCUGGUUUCCGUAAGAUCAUCAAGAAGUACGAUAAAGUGACCUAUUCGGAGUUGAAGGAUAGGUACCUGCACCAAGUGGUCGAACCAGCAUUGCCUUUCACUGCUACUUCCAAGGACCAAUUGAAUGCUGGAAUCAACACCCUCAUCGACUUGUACACCAAGUGUGUAACGCGAGACGACAGGAACUUGGCCAAAGAACAGCUCAAAUUGCAUCAACGUGAAAACAUUGCUUGGGAGCGAGACACCGUAUGGCGACAGAUGAUUGGACGCGAGAGAAGAGGAGAAGGAGAUCCCGAACUCGAUGGCGCCGUGAUAAUGAAAGGCCCGGAGCCUCCAGUCCUCGACGUUCCAACGCCCGUCGGCCGGUUCAAGAUCACCAAGAGGAAGAUCUAUAAGGUGGUGGCAGCGUUACUCUUCGUCAUUCUCCUCAACACGAAGAUGUUCGAGGAGGUCGAGGCCAACAACUGCUUCGCAAUCCUCUGCCUUUGCACGUUCCUGUGGGCGACCGAAGCAAUCCCGCUGUUCGUGACGUCGUUGUUUGUCCCGCUCCUGUUGGUUCUCUUCAGAGUUAUCCGUGACGAAGAGGGUGAACGCCUGUCCACUCAGGGUGCCACCAAAUUUGUGUUUUCGAUCAUGUUUUCACCAACCAUCAUGUUGUUGAUCGGUGGCUUCACGAUCUCGUCUGCAUUGAGCAAGACCAACAUCGACCGGAUUCUUAUUACCCGAGUGCUGAAUCUAGCCGGUUCCAAGCCAAGUACUGUGCUUCUCGCCUUCAUGGGUGUUUCGUGCUUCGCCAGCAUGUGGAUCAGGCAAGUAAAUAACGUUGCCGCACCGACCUUGUGCUUCGCGCUCAUCCGGCCCAUCCUGCGAACCCUACCGCCUAAAUCGGCCUUCGGUCCGUGCCUGAUCUUGGCAAUCGCACUAGCAGCGAACAUCGGAGGACAGAGCUCGCCCAUUUCGUCACCACAGAACCUUAUUGCCCUCGCGGCUAUGGACCCGCCGCUGGAUUGGGCAGCAUGGUUCGCGGUGGCUCUCCCCGUUUCGGCUCUUUCAAUUGUUUUGAUCUGGCUGUUGCUCCUCGUGGCUUACCAACCUUCACGGAUGCCCGAUGGAGAGGGCGAGAUUGAGAUCAAGCCCAUUCGGCCCACCAGGGAACCUUUUACUCUCAAGCAGUAUUGGGUAUCCUUCGUUUGCCUUGUCACAAUUGUAUUGUGGUGCAUCGCCCACAAGAUCCAGGAUUAUGUCGGCGACAUGGGUGUCAUUGCCAUCAUCCCCAUUGUGGCAUUCUUUUCCACUAAUGUACUCAAGAAGGAUGACUUCGAGCACUUUGCCUGGACGAUCGUCUUUUUGGCGAUGGGCGGUAUUGCUCUUGGCAAGGGUGUUGUCGCAAGUGGUCUCCUCGUAUACGUGGACACUGGUCUUCGUCAUGCCCUCGAAGGCCUCUCCCUUUACUCGGUCGUACUUAUCCUUUCCCCGGUCGUCCUUGUUAUCUCCACUUUCAUCAGCCACACUAUUGCGAGCGUCUUGCUCGUACCCAUUGCCAAAGAAGUUGGAAACAACCUUCCGGGACAGCCCAAAAACCUGUUGAUCUUCUUGACUGCACUCAUCUGCUCGGCCGGAAUGGGUAUGCCAGUUUCUGGAUUCCCUAAUCAGACUGCGGCCACUCAAGAAGACGAGUUGGGCGACCUAUACCUGUCCAACGUUGACUUCCUCAAGAAUGGCGUUCCUGCGAGUAUCAUCGCUACAAUCGUCAUUGCUACUGUCGGGUUUUUACUUAUGAGGGCUAUCGGAUAUUUCUGGUCUUUGUCAUGGUUCUUCUGGGACUGUACAGUGACUACUCGUGCUCUCCAUUGUUACCUUCUUCAUACACGAAUCAAAGAACUGGUUUACCGCACCGCAGCGGCUCUUUCGCGCUUCCUAUCCCGGUGCUUGCCUUCCUCUUCUCUCGUCGAAAAGACUCACGCGUACUAUUUGACAGUUUCUGACACCGUUUCGAAAGUCUCAUGGGUACCAACGCCCUUUUCGGGUAUCCAAUUGAUUCCCCGACCCAGUGAAAAUCCCUUGGAUAGCGGGGUUGUGGGGAAGCUCAGACAGGGAACCAUUCCAAAUUUUCCAUUCUAUCCUUUUCCAAUUGUCUGCACUCACGCGGUCAUUAGGGUGCAGGGAAAAAUGGGUUAUGGCAGGCGCCGGAAGACUGUGGAGACCUUUACCCAAAGGCUGUCCGGCGUCGAGUCUUUAACUGGUUAG
This is a messenger RNA of Coprinopsis cinerea okayama7#130, 2979 nucleotides long. RefSeq names its product phosphate transporter. Gene Ontology annotation, molecular function: phosphate transmembrane transporter activity. Bases 1 to 2979 code for a protein of 992 amino acids. NCBI's taxonomy places the organism in Eukaryota, Fungi, Basidiomycota, Agaricomycetes, Agaricales, Psathyrellaceae. The transcript is spliced from 15 exons. Gene Ontology annotation, biological process: monoatomic anion transmembrane transport; phosphate ion transport; polyphosphate metabolic process. Gene Ontology annotation, cellular component: membrane. The record is from RefSeq and is a predicted model, not a curated record.